This is a messenger RNA of Amblyraja radiata (thorny skate), 2270 nucleotides long. RefSeq names its product heme oxygenase 1a (gene hmox1a). Lineage: Eukaryota; Metazoa; Chordata; Chondrichthyes; Rajiformes; Rajidae. The record is from RefSeq and is a predicted model, not a curated record. Gene Ontology annotation, molecular function: heme oxygenase (decyclizing) activity; heme binding. The transcript is spliced from 8 exons. Gene Ontology annotation, biological process: heme catabolic process; response to oxidative stress; heme oxidation. The coding region runs from base 154 to 1683 and encodes 509 amino acids.
UCUCUCUGCACGUCACUAAACCAGAACGAAAGAUAAAGAGAGGGGGAAACAGACCGCUUGCAGCAGACGCUUAUUGAGCAAGCAGUCGGGAAAAGUCAGGAGCAACAAAGAGAACAGAGCGAGUGCGUCCGUCCGCAGCCAGCAGACAGACCCAUGGACACGGGAAGCAUGCCGACCGACUUAUCAGAGGCCCUGAAGCUGGCCACGAAGGAAUCACACGAACUCGCUGAAAACUCAGAGUUUAUGAGAAAGUUCCAGAAGGGUCAGGUCACGAGGGAUGACUUCACACUGCUACUGGAUUCUCUGUACUUCAUCUACACGGCCCUGGAAGAGGAGACCGAGCGGAACAAGGACCACCCGGCCUUCGCCCCCGUCCACUUUCCCUCCGAGCUGAACCGGAAGGAAACCUUGGAGCAGGACCUGGAAUACUUCCACGGGCCGGAGUGGAAAAGCCGCAUCGAGUGUCCGAAGGCCACCGGGAAUUACGUGUCCCGCCUCCAGCACGUGGGCCGCGGGGAGCCCGAGCUGCUGGUCGCUCACGCCUACAUCAGGUACCUGGGUGACCUGUCGGGGGGGCAGAUGCUGAGGAGGGUGACCCAGAAGGCUUUGCAGCUGCCAAGCACCGGUGAAGGGGUCGCAUUCUUCACCUUUGACCGGGUCACCAAUGCAACCAAGUUCAAGCAGCUGUACCGCUCGCGCAUGAACACGCUGGAGGUCGACGGAGAGACUCGGCAAAGGAUCCUGGACGAGGCGAACAGGGCCUUUCAGCUCAACGUGGAGGUCUUUGAUGAGCUGUUGCAACUGGGAGCUCACAACCAGCGGAACGGUGGCUUCAUGAAUGGCAGUAUGCUCGGUGAUCUAUCAGAAGCUUUGAAACUGGCCACCAAGGAUGCCCAUGAAUUGGCUGAAAACUCGGAGUUCAUGAGGAACUUUCUGAAGGGCCAGGUCACGAGAGAUCAGUUUAAGCUGCUACUGGACUCUCUGUACUUCAUCUACACGGCCCUGGAAGAGGAGACCGAGCGGAACAAGGACCACCCGGCCUUCGCCCCCGUCCACUUUCCCUCCGAGCUGAACCGGAAGGAAACCUUGGAGCAGGACCUGGAAUACUUCCACGGGCCGGAGUGGAAAAGCCGCAUCGAGUGUCCGAAGGCCACCGCAAAUUACGUGUCCCGCCUCCAGCACGUGGGCCGCGGGGAGCCCGAGCUGCUGGUCGCUCACGCCUACAUCAGGUACCUGGGUGACCUGUCGGGGGGGCAGAUGCUGAGGAAGGUGGCCCAGAAGGCUUUGCAGCUGCCAAGCACCGGUGAAGGGGUCACAUUCUUCACCUUUGACCGGGUCACCAGCGCAACCAAGUUCAAGCAGCUGUACCGCGCGCGCAUGAACACGCUGGAGGUCGACGGAGAGACUCGGCAAAGGAUCCUGGACGAGGCGAACAGGGCCUUUCAGCUCAACGUGGAGGUUUUCAAUGAACUUCAGAGACCGAGCUCGGGGUCAGAGAGAAAUGGCACCGUGCACGGGAGCGACAUCCGCAAACGUGCCGUUGUUCAAGGAAGAUCAAUGCACACAGGAACCACUCGGGACUUGCAAUCGCGUGAACCACUGACGGACGGCUCGGGCCUGCGGUUCAUUCUACUCCUUGGCCUGGUGGCGGUGGUGCUUGGUAUUGGGUGGUACCUGUUGUAGAUCCUGAAGCACACAGUUUCAACCCGAGCGGUCUUCUUCUCCUGUAUAUCUGUAUUUGCAGCACUUACUGAAUUGUAUCCUAUGCCAGCUGUGGCUCAGUGGGUAGCACUCUAACCUCAUAGUCCGAGGGUUGUGGGUUCAAGACCCACUGGGGUCACAUGAUUGAGGCUGGCUUCCCAGCAAAUGCUGUACUGUCAGAGAUGCCGUCCUUUGGGCAAAAAUUGGAAACCAAGAUUCCCCUCGGCACAUUUAAAAAUUCAAUAGCAAAGGGUUCUCUGUGGUGUCAGUUAGAAUUUAACUCUUAAUUACAUUAAGGUAGAUCAGUUGCUCUUGUUAGUGGGAGUCACAGUGCUGCUCUGCCCCAUGUACGAAUCAGCCCAUGCAGACACUGGUCCAGAUCAUUGCUCUGGAGGAGGGUUGUCCCGGUUCUACACUGCCCUCGUUCCUGUACUGCAGGGGUUAGCAACCUUGUUCUGCAUAAGGGCCGGGACGGGACGCAUGUCUGUGAGCGGAUGGCGGGCCACAUCUAUCACGUGUACACAUGGAUCCCGCCCCGGAUGGCAGGCAUCACAUCACGUGUUCACAGA